Radiomyces spectabilis is the source of this 2622-nucleotide messenger RNA. RefSeq lists its product as uncharacterized. Lineage: Eukaryota; Fungi; Mucoromycota; Mucoromycetes; Mucorales; Radiomycetaceae. The transcript is spliced from 3 exons. The record is from RefSeq and is a predicted model, not a curated record. Bases 1 to 2622 code for a protein of 873 amino acids.
AUGUUCCAUUUUCGAUCCCACAUACUCUGGUGGAUUGCGGCAUGUUGUCUUGUUGUCUUUAUUUUUUUCCAACUGCCUACAUCACCAUCAUCGCCCGACCCCAUUGACUUGGAAGAACACAUUGAGUAUGAAGACACUACACAAAUGACCGACUAUGCUUUACUAGAUCGGCUUUUAUCUCCUGAGGGAACUUCCAGUGAUUUGGACGCCGGUACGGCCUCUCCAUGGAAACCCAACCAUGACACACAACUGAGAUACCAAUCGUUAUCCCGCCAAUUGACGAUGCAUCCGUCGACGGUUCAGGGCCAUACUUAUACAGAACUGAAACAACUUGCGAAUAAUGUGCCUUUGGUCGAUACACCUUCCAUCACCGUAUUAAUACGUGGCGAUGAGGAUAGUGACCGGGUAGAAGCGCAAGUCCGAUCAGUUUUAUCCCAGUCGAUCGUCCCUGAACAAAUCUGGGUCACCACACGACAUAAAAAUACGCUGCAGAACCGUUUCAAGAAUCAAAACAUUAAUAUUAUGGAACGCAGUGAUGAUCAAUCAUGGAUUCAUCUGCUUCAGUUUGUGAACACGGAUUACGUCUGGAUUUUGCAAGAUGCGGUUCCGGAGCGCCAGUACUUGGAAUGGAUCCUUCGUCUUUCUUUGACCGAUGAAUACGGUGACGCUUUGAUUGGAACAGAAACUGCUCGGUUGCGCAAUCAGACCCACACCAUCAAUGUUCGACAAGCCAUGCAGCAGGACGAAUUAAAUCAAAUGUCACAAGCGGUGGAUAUGGUCAAUGAUGCGUGGUUAUUGCGUCGAUCGUGGAUUUCAACCAUCAUAAGCGCCAACGCUCGGCAACCACGAUCCUUACCUCGCGCGCUAACCGGUUACAUGAUCAGUCACACGUUAUAUUACGAAGCAAGUGUGCCUUGCAUUGGACUUCCUGUUCCUUCCGAGGAUAAAACAGUCGAUAGUGCUCAGCCAAUCGAAGCAUCGAAACAGCAAAUACUUGCUGUCAAUGCCGCUCUUCAGGAUCCAAUCCACCGAUUUGCGUAUCAAAGUCGAGUGGACGCUGCUAUGGCAUCCGCGUUAUUCGUCAUCGACGGUGUCGAGCAACAGAAGCAAAUAGUUCCUUUGCUGUGCCAGUUUCAAAACAAACAUGCAAAUGUGCACGCGGUGGUUACAGGAGUUCACCGUGGGUUAUCAGGUACCGACUUUUCCGCUUUCCUUCGAGACGAAUCUCCAGCAUGCAAUGUAUCUAUUCACGAUCUUCGCAUUGAUUUUGGACGAGAGGCGGGGUUACCGGCGGACGAGACAUGGACCUCUUCCAAUCAGGUGUUACAUCGCCUGCAACGAUUAAUUAACUGGGUUCAACCGCGUGUCAUGAUUCACGUACAGCAACAGACCGAUCCCAUUUUGGCGAGCAUUAUAAAUGCAGGCACCAUUACGCAAACUGUCACCAUUGGUUUGCCGGCGCGUGAUGUGGCCCACGUGAUGUGGAUGGCCGAUCUCCCACUGGUCUCCCUAGAACAAUGGCACAAGAUGACUGUCAAACUGAUGGUGACGACUGAUCGGAAACCGCAUUCGUUGGCACGGUUAUUGCGAUCAGCGGUCAGUGCACACUAUCUUGGGGAUACUGUGGAUCUAUCGAUUAUUAUGGAACAAUCGACGGAUCGUGUGACACAAACAUUUGCAAAUAGCGUGCCCUGGCCGCAUGGACAGAAAAAUUUGCGUCACCGUAUCGUAAAGGUCCAUCCUAUGCCGCUGUUUGCUGAAGCCUGGUAUCCGGCCACCAACGACGAAUAUGCGGUCAUUUUGAACGAUCAAUUGGAACUGUCGGAACUCUUUUAUGUAUGGAUCAAGUAUACCCUAUUAAGAUAUCGCUAUGCACCUGCACCACGACCGGCAGAAACGAACUACAUGUUUGGUGUCAGUCUUUAUGCACCUCGAUUGAUGGAAAACGAUCCCAGUGGGCGGCAAUUGUUUGAUGCAGCCAGCUUGAUGGAAGCGUACCAGUACAACCGUUCGUCGCCUUACUUGAUGCAGACGCCCAGUAGCUCCGGGGCAUUAUUCUUUCCUGAGCAUUGGCGCGAGUUUCAUGAUUACAUUACGGCACGUCUUGCCGAUCAAGCGAAAAAACAAUUACAAAAUGUGACCGUGCCCAAUGCGCGCUCGAGCCAGUGGACCAACGCCUGGCGGCGCUAUUUCGACGAAUUGGUGUAUAUGCGGGCCUAUGUCAUGCUCUAUCCCAAUUACGGAUUUAGUUUUUCUACAAAUCAUUUGGAACUCGGGAAUCAUGUGAUUGAUGAUUACGCACAAGCAGCCGCUCUGUACCGUGUGCCGCUGAUGAAAGCCGAUGUGAUGGCAUCUUUACCUGCCGUUGAGAACUUGCCCGUAUUGGAUCUGUGGGGUCGUGUUACUUCAAUGGAUACCCUGAAAGAUCGAGGACUCGAGCUUCAACGGGAAGUGUCCGCUUGUCCUCCGCGUUCACUGGACGAGCAUGUGUAUGAUCCUUCGGAUUUAUUGUGUCCGUUUGCGCAAUUAGUCCCUGUUACUGUAUUGUCAGAAGAUGAAAUUGUACCUGAUCUCCCUACCAAAGUAGUCACCAUCUAUGUCACUCACACUCCGAAUGCAUGA